AUGCUACAAGAAUUAAGUGAAGAUUUAAAAAAAGAAUUAGGGUAGAGCAUAACCUCUAAGUUAAAAAAUUAUGGAUAAUUUGAGUUUGAGGGAAGCACUAUAAUAGUUGAGUAUUUAUAACAUUUGUGGUUUCAAGCUAAACUUAUGAUAGUUCAUUAGUUUUACAUUCCAAAAUCUUCCUAAUUAUAUUCAAUCAAAGAAUCUCCAAACUUUUAGGAAUUUCUUUCGCAGAUUCAAGCAUUUAAGGUGACUUAAGAUAAUGAUUCUUUUACUGUUUCAUUUUUAAUCGAAUUAAAACAUGAUUACAGCUUGAAAAAGGAUACUUUUGUUGAGCAGCUGACUAAAUUAAAGAUUGAAAAACCUCAUGAACUUAGAAGUGCUAUUUCUAAUUCUAUGAAUAAAUAUUAAAAACAUUAUGCUAACAUUAUUAAUAAUAUGCCAUUUAACAACAAAUUAGAUGAUGUAUUUAAAAGUGAUUAAGCUGUUAUAUUUUUGGCUAAAAACUGUUUGUAAGUCCAUGAAAAUUAGUUACUUCCUCAUGCUAAAAUUGAGAAAAAAGUCUACUUUAACUAGCCAAAAUGUGAAGAAAAAAUAGAAUAUAAUUAAGUUAGUGGCAAUAUUUUUUCUCAACUUUAAAAACAAAAUAAGAUUGAGUAAUUUAAAUUGGAAUCUAUUAUUAACUCAAUUUAAGCAUAUAAAUACUUUACCUUUUACUAGCAUAAAUUCCUUUUGGUUUACUAUACUACUUUCUUGUAAGUCAUUGAGAAAUAGGAGGAGGGCAUUUUAAUACAUUAGAUCGAUGAUACAAUUAUAUAGUAAAGUGCAUUAUUUGCAGUCACAUAGUAGGAUGAGCAUAUCUUAAUUAAUAUUGAAGGUGAUAGUAUGUAAUCAUAUCCAUAAAUGACUCAUCUACUUGGAAAAUAAUUAGUAAAUAUAAUGGAAACAACACAGUUUAUGAAUAUUUUUACUGAAACAAUUGUUCAUCAAAACAUUAAUUCAAAUAUAGAAGUAUAGGAGCUAUCUAAUAAAUUUAAAUUGGGCUCUGUCCUCUUAUAUAGGAAUAAAUUUUUUACUAAUUAAGCCUGUGUUUACUUGGGAAGUGAUUUAGUUAUUACAGUCAUUUUGGAUCAUGAAGAUUAAGUUUAAAAAGAUAAUUAAAAUUAAUAACCUAUCUCUGAUGAACAACAAUAAAUGAAAGAGAAUUAAAUGGAAACAGAAGAGUAAAAACAAAAUAAUGAAGAAUAAUAAAUUUUCUAAUUUUCUAGAUUUGAUCAAUUUAUUUAAGGUCAAAAAACAAUUGAAGAAAUAAGAUUUAAAUUUUAACCAUAUGAUAAAUAAGAACUUUUCGAAAAGGCCUUAUAAAUGAAUAAAUCAUCCUUUUUGUUUAACAUUUAUAAAUAAAAUAGCGAACAUUUAGCUUUUGAACUUGCUUCUGGUUUUAGGUUUUCACCAUAACAGAAACACAUUAUUAACAAAAUAGGAGAAGUUGUUUAAAAUAUAUUUUUUUCUAAGUGA
Molecule: messenger RNA, 1515 nt
Organism: Tetrahymena thermophila SB210
Lineage: Eukaryota; Ciliophora; Oligohymenophorea; Hymenostomatida; Tetrahymenidae
Exons: 1
Source: RefSeq, a predicted model, not a curated record